Messenger RNA from Amyelois transitella, 4149 nucleotides. RefSeq lists its product as uncharacterized. Gene Ontology annotation, biological process: regulation of transcription by RNA polymerase II. The transcript is spliced from 5 exons. The record is from RefSeq and is a predicted model, not a curated record. Gene Ontology annotation, molecular function: RNA polymerase II cis-regulatory region sequence-specific DNA binding; DNA-binding transcription factor activity, RNA polymerase II-specific. The coding region runs from base 1971 to 3503 and encodes 510 amino acids. Gene Ontology annotation, cellular component: nucleus. Lineage: Eukaryota; Metazoa; Arthropoda; Insecta; Lepidoptera; Pyralidae.
CACUUCGCCGCGAAAAUUGCACAAUAUUUUCAGUGGUCGCACUGUGUGCACGCGCUAUUGCGUAUUUAUAAAAUUUACUAAGUUUAACUUCCUAAAGUCCCAAAAGUUAUCACGACUUACUGCUCAUAAGUUUUAUUAACAAAUUAUUUUAUUUUUCCUCUUUUAACUCGUGUUAAAAGUGAAUUCUUCUGCGUCUGGAGGCACUGCGGUAUAUAUUUUUUAUCAGGGCCUUCAACAGGGAAAAUUAAUCCCCAGGGAGCCUAAGUGAUAAGAUUUCAGUAGGAGCUCGAGAAGAGUUUGAAAAAGUAAGUAAUUGCGUUCACCCUCCCCCCCAAGCUAAUUUUUUUUCGCAGGUCAAGAAGCAAGAAGCAAUGCAGAUGUUGGGAAGAAACAGUAACAAUUCCGAGAGGAGCUUGGAAAAAACAUUAAAAUGUCAAAACAAACAUAUCCGCCUUCAGCGGUUUAAACUUAUUUUUACAGAAUCUCGUUACUUAAACAUCAGUUAACAAAUAUCUAUAGAACGUGCAGAAAUUCAUUUUUGUUUAACAAACUAUCAACAUCAAACCGUUCUAAACGGUUAUAAAUAAUCAUACCAAAAUAUAAACAUCUUACUUUUCAACACAUUAAUUUUUGAAACUGUUUUGAUGACUAGAUGACAAAGAUACUCAAAAUUUCGAUAUUACGAGAUUCUUCUCACUAAUUUAUUUAAUUGUCACAUUUCACAUUAUUCGUCAUUGCAUGUUCAACUCAUUAGGUAUCCAUCGUUCAUUAAGCAUGCAUUUACAUAGAGGAAGAGGCAAAAUGGAAUGGAACAAUAUUAAUAUAAGCACUUAUCAAAUGAUGGUGACAACCAAUUAUUGUUCGAGAGUUAAAGUUUUAUCUCUUGUAAAUAGAUAAUAACUUGAACAUAUGCCCUCAAAAGAAGAUAACGGGCCACCAAAGUUACAAGGACAAGUAUGAUGUAUUAGCCAACAGCAUAACUUGUAAUUAAAAACACAUUACUGCAUGCUAUCAUUUAAAAAUCAUUAAAAUAGUUUCUUUAUUGAUUUUAUGUUAUAAUUCUAGAUAAACUAGAUAAGUUACAAAAUAAUUAAUGAGAAGUUUAAUUAUACUUACUAAUUUAAUUCAUAAGUUACCUACAUAAGACCACUAAUAUAAUUAACAUUAAAUUAUUUUAAAAAUAAGUAGAAAGGCUUUCAAUUGAUCUAUCAACAUGGAACAAAUAACGAGUUUGAUAAAAUGUUACGCAACAAUGUCAUUUCUACUUUUUUCAACUCGUGGAAUUGGUAUUCUUAUUAGGAAUUCAGUUCAUUGUGGGCAGGUGUCAUUAUGACAAAAUGAUAAGAGCGAACAGCUAAUAUUGACCUAAACAAAAAAGAAUGUCGGUCGAUAUGAUGAUUAUAACAUAUUUAUCAAUUUAUUCUUCCUUCUUUACUUAUUUAUGCAACUCAUCACAUUUCGAAUUGUCUGCAUUACUUAAAUUCUGAUAUAUAAUUUGUAUAGAAAAAUAUAUAACAUUUAAAAAUAUAAAAUAUAUAAUUAUAUAUAUGAAAUUCAUACGUCAUAAUGAUCUUGCAUAGUUUUCGUUCUUCCAUCCUCAUAGUUUCAUAUGAUCCAUUACACAGAAUCUCAAGUCAUUUCCAUUUCAGCCAUUUAAUACUUAAGAAAAUUAUGUAACAGGAAAAAUUUCCGGCACAUAAUUUUCUUUUCUCCUCCCCACCUAUCCUGCAUGUGUAUGUAUCGCACCUGUAGCCCGGUCCAGUUGGAAUCGCCUCCAAGCUGGAUGGGGGCGACAUUCAUCAAAAACCUUCCUCCAACCCAUCCUCUGCUUCAUAUAAUCUGCACAUUAUGUUACGUCGUAUCAUUUCUUUUUGUAGUUCUAUACAAAAUGGUUGCUCAAACGAACCAAUGUCCGAGUCGAGACGGCGGAAUCGAUAUCGGAUAUCAAUACAAUCCAAACACCAAAAGACAUGGUUUUUUCGCAAACGAGUCACGAAACUCGAGGUCUUUUGAAAGUGGUAGAAAUAGAUCGUUUAAAGCCAGAAAAGAGUCAGCAGGUGAACAACACAACCGGCGGAGAGAUAACCGACGACAAUCCAGGAAUGAUGCCAUCGUCGCCUCUGCACACCAGCUUUUCAGAGGAAUAUUUGAAACCGGAGCCGUUAUUCGAGAACACAAUGUUUCCGGAACCGGACUACGAGUUCUUCCAAGAUCUGGAUUGGUCCUCCGCUCAAGGCAGGGACGCACCUGCACGGACUACUGAUAUGCCGAUUAACAAAACUGAAGAAAGGGCCAAUACAUUCGACACCACGAACACACAGUUCUCACCUACAGGUUGGGAAGCCACUUCCCCUCUUGCUUACACAAGUUUCUAUGGUACAACUACACCUCAUGACUCGCUCUCGCCGACGGCGGUGGACGGGUUUUCAAAGUUUGAUGAAUUUUUGUAUGCUCAAGAAUUCACAAAACCAAAUCCUACAGAACAGAUAUUUAACAUUACUGACUUGCCAGUUGUCAUAGAUGAGGGAACUGAGGGUUGCGGGGUAGAAAAUAUAUGGCCAGUGACAAAUAACCUUGCCUGGCCUUACACCAACACUCCACAGUACACUAAACAUACAAACACUACACAUAAUAUGCCCUUUAUUCCAUUAGAAGAUUCGUUAAAUCAAGAUGAUUUAAAAUUUAUGCCAGUUAUGCCGCGAGAGGUGGAAAAUAGCAAACUGGUAUUAUCAGAUUACCCAUCCGACCAUCGCUUUAAAGGGGAGGAUAUACAAGAAAUAGGAGUAAGGACUCACCCUAUGGGUCUUUCUGUGGACGUAGCCGCAGCGCGGAGGUCGCAGGGGCCUAACAUCAGCACACCCGACGUCGUCAACUGCGUGGUUCAAAUGGAGAGGCAGGAGACUCCUCCGCAUUUGGACGAGAAACACAGCAGCGGAUGGCCACCAGAAUUCGGGUUUGAAACACACGACGACUACGUAAAGCCAACGGUCCUGUCGCCGGUGGAGACGAGGCCUCCCACUCCAGUCGAAGAAUCUCAAACUGAAUCCGACACGGAUUACCUACCUCCGCGUCGGACCACGAAGAGAAGACAUCCGAGCGACGAUUCGGAUGAGACUUAUACGCCAACCCGUAAAGAAAAAGAGAGAAAGAGAAAGAAGCCCGACAUUAAAAUAAAGGCCAUCAUGGAUGCUCUAGAGAAAACCAAAGCGCGAAGAGGGCGUCCGCCCAAUCGUCGCAUGAGCAUCGUUUCAUCCACGGGCAGCGUUGACGAUAACGCCUCAAAUUUAUCGAAUCAGGAGAUGAAAUAUAGAGAAUUAAGAGAUAAAAAUAACGAAGCAUCCAAAAGAUCUAGAAUGAAUAGAAAACUCAAAGAACUACAGAUGGAACAAUUAGCUGAUGAAUUAGAAGAACAAAAUAAAAAAUUAAAAGUUAGAGCUAAUAUUUUAGAAGAAAUGACUGUCAAACUGAAAAAUGCGUUAAUGGCAGCUAUGACGCAAAAAUGAACUAGUUAAAUAAAUAACGUAGAGUUCCUGAAGUGAGCGCCUUUGCGUCUCCUAUUCUCUUGCAUUGAUCUAUUUAUAGAUAAAGCACUGUGCCAUUGUAAUACAUUUAUUUAUAUUACUAGCAGUGUUUAAGUUAGUAGACUGUGCUGUUUAAUUUUGAACAUUGGAUGCUUUUGUUGUUUUAAAUACACGGAUUUGACAUUUUUCACGGAUUUGACAAAUUUUAAUAAUAAAACUAUUAAGUAUAUCAUCACUAUAUAAAAUGUUAUUAUAAGAUUUGAUUUGGUCUAGAUUAUUAAGAUGUUUUGGAAUUGGCACAAAUAUGUUUGUGUGACAAUUGAUUUUUAAACUUGUUUCCCUUGAUGGUUUUUUUUAUAAAUCGUGUCGCGAUUUAUGAUUGUAAGAAUUGAAUUUGUAGCAAUUAAAAUUAAUUGUAGAACGUAUUGCAAUUGCGUUAAUUUAUAAUUUGUUGAUUGAUUAAUAAUUGACGUUUUUGCAUUGUUAUAGUAAGGUAUAUUAAAAAAAAACAAACAAAAAGUAUCUAUAUUGUAAGAUAAAAAUGUACCUAAGGCAACUUAAUUUAAAUUGCAUGUUAAUGAAGUAACUAUUGUUUUCUCUGUAACAACUAAAUAUAAAGCAUCUUAUA